Phragmites australis (common reed) is the source of this 1921-nucleotide messenger RNA. RefSeq names its product hydroquinone glucosyltransferase-like. The record is from RefSeq and is a predicted model, not a curated record. Gene Ontology annotation, molecular function: UDP-glycosyltransferase activity. The transcript has a single exon. Lineage: Eukaryota; Viridiplantae; Streptophyta; Magnoliopsida; Poales; Poaceae. Bases 94 to 1560 code for a protein of 488 amino acids.
CUGCAGCUUGCCCUGUGCAUGCACGUUUAGUGUCGGCUGCAGCAGACCACUGAGUGAACUGUCGCAAUACUGCACACCACACUGAACGCUUCAAUGGGGACGGAGUCCACACAGGCGCCAGCCGAAUCGGCCGUGCACGUCGUGCUGCUCGCUAGCCCCGGCGCGGGCCACAUCCUGCCCGUGGCCGAGCUCGCGCGGCGCGUCGUCGCGCGCGGCGCCGGCGUCACGGCCACGCUUGUCACCUACACCAACUUCUCCUCGGCAGACCACUCCUCCACGCUGGCCUCCCUCCCACCGUCCGUCUCCACCGCCGUGCUCCCAGAGGUGCCGCUCGACGACCUCCCCGCCGAGGCCCGCAUCGAGACCCGCAUCUUUACCGUCGUCAAGCGCGCGCUACCGCAGCUCCGCGACCUCCUCCUCUCCCUGCUCGAGCCCCCUGGCCCCGGCGUCGCGGCGUUCAUCCCGGACCUUCUCUGUCCGUGGGCGUUCGAGGUCUCCAUGGAGCUCAGCGUCCCGGGUUACCUAUUCUGCACGACGAACCUCAUGGCGCUUUCCUGCAUACUUCACGUCCCCGAGCUCGACAGGACCACCACCUGCGAGUUCCGUGACCUACCGGAGCCCGUCCGCCUGCCGGGGUGCGUGCCGCUGCGCGGAGUAGAACUCCUCGACCCCAUCCAGGACCGCAGCGACCCCGCGUACCGCCUCAUGGUCGAGCUUGGGAAGAAUCAACUUCUCGCCGACGGCUUCAUCGUCAACACCUUCGACGCCAUGGAGCACGAGACUCUGGUGGCCUUCAAAGAGCUUUCGGACAAGGGUCUGUACCCUCCGGCCUACGCGGUCGGCCCGUUCGUCCGGUCGUCCUCCGGCGGUGAGGCCGACAAGCACAGCUGCCUGCGGUGGCUGGACGAGCAGCCGGACGGGUCGGUCUUGUACGUGUGCUUCGGCAGCGGCGGCACGCUGUCCAACGAGCAGACGGCCGAGCUUGCCGCCGGACUAGAGGCGAGCGGGCGGAGGUUCCUGUGGGUGGUGCGGUUCCCCAGCGACAAGGACCGCAGUGCGAGCUUCUUUGGCCGCAGCCGCGGCGAGGCCAACAGCCCGAUAAACUACCUGCCCGAAGGGUUCGUCGAGAGAACCACAGCCACGGGGCUCACUGUGCCGGAAUGGGCCCCGCAGGUGGAGAUCCUGAACCACCGCGCCGUGGGAGGGUUCCUGUCGCACUGCGGCUGGAACUCGACGCUGGAGGCCGUGGCCGCGGGCGUGCCGACGCUGGCGUGGCCGUUGUACGCCGAGCAGCGGAUGAACGCAGUGAUGCUGUCGGAGCGGGCGGGGCUGGCGCUGCGGCCGAGGGCCGACAGCUGCGGGGAGGACGAGGUGGUGCCGCGGGAGGAGGUGGCGGCGGUGGUGAGGGAGCUGAUGGCCGGGAAGAAGGGCGCCGCAGCGCGGGAGAAGGCGCGCGAGCUCCGGGAGACGGCGGCGAAGGCGUGGGCGCAGGACGGGCCGUCGCGCAGGGCGUUCGAUGCCGUCGCCGGCAAGUGGAAGCAGGCUGAGCGCGCGGGCUGAUCCUUACGUCAUUUUAUACGUGUCAUAUGGUGGCGACGUGUCUGUUAGGAAAAUAAACCUGACCGAGAUAUGUUCUGGUCAGUGCGCGUGUGUCGUGGAGAGUGCGGUGCGUUCGCGUCGGUGAGUCCGAGUCAUCCGGGAACUAGCGUGUGGUGCUCGGGACGUUGAAGACCGAAUCAUGCGGAUCAUGGCGAGCUGGCCGGGCAGGGAGUUCAUGGCGAGCUGGCCGGGCAGGGAGUUCAUGGCUCCGAGGUGUGCGUCCCCUGGCUAUUAAAUAGCCCUUGUACUCCAUCAUUUCCUGGGGCUAAGUCCAGAGAAUAAUCUAGCUAAGAGACAGGCGAGUUCGUCGCCGGAAAAUCUA